UUAUUACAGUUGAACUUAUCUCGAACUUGGCUGGUACACUACCGUGUCUACUAAUGAGCACAAUGUAUGCCUACAUGACAAAUACCUAUGUUUCAUUUGCCUGUUCGAUGUGUAAUUGUUACGGUUAGGAUUAAUUUUUAGUAAAAUGAACAAAUUAUAGAGUUUAAAUGGAUUCAUUGACGGCAAUUCAUGCUUGUUGGUGAAAAUGAUGGCGGUAAAUAUAUUAGGUCGUAUCCUUGUAUUGGCGCUUAUGCUGACCAUCGUCGGUUCACUCUACUAUCAUGAACCAUCACACAUUGAGAUAAAGCCGUCUUUAGAAGAAAUCAGCAACACUACAGACUUUGGAUUUUCUUUAGCUUAUCAACCUGGAGCUAAACCACAAUUAGUGGUUGGUGCCCCUCAUUAUGACCUCGUGGGCAGGGUGUAUGGCUGUCCCAUGGCUCAAAUAUUCAAAAAGUCUCAGGAAUGUUCAAAACUGGAUAUAGAUCUCCUCGCCUUGGCCAGUGAUUACGAGAAAAAUAACACAAAACAGCCUUUUUGUCUGGGUGGAACGGUAGCUGCUACUAAGGAUUAUGUGUUUACUUGCGCUCCGUUGUGGACGACAGUUGUCUCAAUACGCAGUGGUUACAAAGUCGGCGGCUCAUAUGGCACUUGCUUUGUAUACUAUAACCAAACCAGUGUGCAAAGAUUUCGCGGCCUUCUGGAACAAACGAGGGGCCGCAAUUACCCAAACAUAUAUGGAGGAGUGGGCUGGAGUUCCAUAGUCGAGGAAACCAGUCAGCUUCUCGUAGGAAAGCCUGCGGUGAGAGGAGACAUUCAAUACGUCUCCGCUGCGCACCCUCUAAGUGAUACUGUGUCUGUGGCUAUUCAAUCUCGCCUAGAACAAAGUCAGCAAGUCGGAUAUGCGCUCGCAUUUGGUAAAUUUUUUUCAAACAUACAUUCGCUAUUGUACGCCUUUAGUUUCCGAGAUGAAGAAAAAGGACAAGUAGGUUUUCUUCAAUAUGAUCAAAAGAACAGCAAAAUGAACCUUGUAAAGUACCAGGGAGAGAACAAUAUCCGGUACGAGGUGAUAGUGUCAUCUCCUGUAGCCAUGAACAUGUUUGGGGCGGCAUUAGGUGCCUGUGACAUCAACGGCGAUGGGGUCACUGACCUAAUAGUGGGUGCGCCGGCGCAUACCUCCUACGAGACCAGUUACGACGCUGGCGCCAUCUACAUUUAUUUAGGGGGUGAUUUGACAACUCUGACAAAUCCGUUCGGAAAAAUUAAUGAUUAUAAAAUGACGAUUGUAAGUGACAAAGAUGGCGCUCGUUUUGGGACCAGCAUUGCUUCCAGUGAUAUUGACGGAGAUGCUUUAUCAGAGAUAUUUGUGAGUGCCCCGUAUGAGGACUCGGCAGUUGGAGCAUUGUAUAUUCUGUCAGGAUUUGAGCUGACUCGUAUAAUGAAGAAAUCGAAGACCACAGACUUAUACUUGUCAAACUUAAAGCUUACCCAAAGAAUUCAGAAGGCGGACUUUAGAUCAUACGGGUAUAGUCUACAAGUAGUUUCUGAUGUCGAUAAGAAUGGAUGUGAUGAACUAGCGGUGGGCGCUCCUGGAAGUGCCAGUGUCGACUUCUUCAGAUGUGUUCCUGCCAUCAACGUCUCACUAUCCACCGAGCCCAUUAACACGAUUGUAAAGGAAUACGACAGCCAUUUUGAGGUCAAAGUUUGUGUGACGGUUUCCUACCAUUCAAAACCAGCGAAUAUAACCACAAAGCUUUCGGUACUAAGCGAAGUGGUGGGCAACAGUGCCGAGAUUAAAAAACCAAGAUUCGAUGUGCCUUUAGAACACCGAAAGGGACGUUAUUGCGAGAAUGUCGUAGUCAAUUUUAUGUAUAACGAGUCAGGACUGUAUACCUUCUCGUCCAAGUUGGAGUCCGAUAUUGAUAAACAACUGAAAUUAAAAGAUUUUGAUCCUGGAUGGGUGCAGAUGAGCGUCUACAGCAAGAGAGAAGAUUCAGUGGAAGUGACACGCCAGUGUUCUGAUGUAAAUGACUGCACGCCACGGCUGGAGAUGCACUUGUUGUGGGCUGGCAGUGAAGACACCACAGAAUGGCCAUUGAGCGUUAAUACGGUACAGAACGUAACGGUGUUGGUAGAGAACAAGGGAGCGAACGCGUACGAUGCGUGUGUGCGCGUACGCAUGAGUGGAGCGCGGGUGCUGAACGUCGCGUGCGGCCUCGACGACACGGGCGCGUACAAGUGCUACUUGCCGAAACCUUUAACUAGGGGACAAAAGUAUCCUUUGAAAAUUAUAGUAAGCUUGGAUGAGGUUACGAACAACGAUGAUGGGUUUCACAUUGUAGCUGCUUUGUCCAACAACUGUAACUCGGGAAAUGCAUCGAUAGUGCAAAAACACAUCAAGUAUCAAUUUCCGACUGAUAAUAUAAAGGUUACCGGACACCCUCACACGCUUGACGUGACGGAGACGACAUUACAAGAUAAAAAGAAUCCAUUAACUGACGACAGACACAAAUAUAGUAUUGUAAAUUCUGGUUCUGUGCACUGGAAAAACAUCAAAGUCGUUGUUACAAUAGUUAAAAGAGAUUUUAUUCAAAAUUAUACGGCAACAACAACUGCUGUAAACAGCCAGUGCACAACAACUGUAGGAGAUGAAGUACAUUUCAAUUGUACUGUGGAUUUGAUACCCCAAAUUCCUGUUUCUAUCAUAAUUUCAGUUGAAAUUGUAAACAGUAAAAUUUUUGGAAACUUAGUUGAUGACAAGUUACUAAUAACAUCUAAUAUAUCUGUGCCGUUGAAACCAACGUCGACAGUAAUUUCAAAGAGUCAAACGUCGACGAUAAAUUUUGUUAAGGAGUUGUCUCUGAAGAACAAUAAGGCUGUAAUUAUAAUCAUCGCCAUUAUAGUAGCUAUUGUAAUAAUGUGCCUACUGAUGUAUAUCCUGUUUAGAAUGGGUUUCUUCCAAAGGAAAGAAAAGCAACGCUUGGAUUCGUUAAAGGAGAGCGUUAAAAGCAAGGGUUCUAAACCUUCAACGUCAGAGACUGCGAAAGAAGGUCGCAAAGAAUCUAAAGAAGAAGACAAUAUGGAUGAUUUUGAAAUAGAAAUCAUAGAAGACUGUCCGUUUGACCCUACGCCAGUCCGUACAUCUUCAACUGCAAAUCUUGUCGUUGAAAAAGCUAGUUAACAUUCUCAAAUCAAAUCGUCAGUAAAUUCUUUAAUAAAUAAGUGUGUAAGUAGAGUUUGAAGAGGAAGGCAUAGACGUACAGUCAUGAACAAUAUAAUGUACCCACUUUAGGACUCUGUCGCACUAACAUAUUUGACAUUUAGUGAGACUUACAGUUCAAUUUGUCAAAAAAGUUAAUGUGACAUGAUACCAAAGUAUAUAAAUAUUAAUGCUCGUGACCGUACAUACCGCGAUCAAAUCCAGAAUGUUUCAAAGAAAUGACAGGUCAAAAGUACUCCAAAAAGUGGAAGAAGUGGAAGCGGUGCAUCAGGAUCGGUGUAAGUGGAAUUCCGUGGUCUCUGACUAUCCCUAUGGAAAAUAGGCGUGAUUUUAUGUAUAUACCUUCUUUGCGAUCUCGGAUUGCGCCGUGAGAAAGACCUUCUCUCUCUUUAUUUAAGAGCUGCGCUCUUGUCGGUGGAGUAAUCGCCUUCAAUAAUCCAUAGAUAGGGCGUGUAGAACGGUGGUUGCCCCAAUCGCCUACCGACCGAGAAAGACCAUAACACAAUUAAUUAAGGAUUCGCACUUAUUUAUUUAUAUUAUAAAUUACUAAUUAAGUAUAAUAUUCUUAAAUGUAAUCAAUCAUUCACUCAGUACCCAGUUAUUUUAAGAUUAUCACGACUGAUGUCUAAGUUAGGUUAGGUUAUGAUUUAUGAUUUUGUGAUGUUAUAAAAACCUUCGAUCAAAAUAAAUUUAGAACUUAAGUUACCAUUUUUUGUAUAUCUAUUAAUUUAAUGUUUAAGCCUGAUAGGAUUUAAUAUAUUACCGACUAGAUAAAUGUGAGAUAUAUCGGUGGAAACUGUUUUGGCUUAAUAUAUUUAAUUACUACAGGUUUAUAUCUUUAAGUAUCUAUUUUGCAAACUGUUUCCUUAAAUUUCCUUAUCUACUUAUGUAUAAUGUAAGACGGACAUCGUAGAUACCUAGCAUCGACACAAACCAUGGUUUAACGAU
Pectinophora gossypiella (pink bollworm) is the source of this 4168-nucleotide messenger RNA. RefSeq names its product integrin alpha-IIb-like. Gene Ontology annotation, molecular function: peroxidase activity; heme binding; integrin binding. The record is from RefSeq and is a predicted model, not a curated record. Bases 206 to 3181 code for a protein of 991 amino acids. Gene Ontology annotation, cellular component: integrin complex; external side of plasma membrane. Gene Ontology annotation, biological process: cell-cell adhesion; integrin-mediated signaling pathway; cell adhesion mediated by integrin. The transcript has 25 exons. Lineage: Eukaryota; Metazoa; Arthropoda; Insecta; Lepidoptera; Gelechiidae.